Molecule: messenger RNA, 3716 nt
Organism: Paralichthys olivaceus (Japanese flounder)
Lineage: Eukaryota; Metazoa; Chordata; Actinopteri; Pleuronectiformes; Paralichthyidae
Gene: ift54
Product: TNF receptor-associated factor 3 interacting protein 1
Biological process (GO): cilium assembly; intraciliary transport; regulation of microtubule cytoskeleton organization
Cellular component (GO): intraciliary transport particle B; axoneme; centrosome
Molecular function (GO): microtubule binding
Source: RefSeq, a predicted model, not a curated record
CACUGUGGGAUUGCAGAGUAUUGACAUAGCAACCAGGCGCAGGAGCCGACAGAGUGUUUCAUCCCGGGUGACUUUUAGCUGCCUCGUCUCUGCUCUAAUCGCCCAGAGUUGUUUUCCGCCGGUGUGAUGAACGCGGCGGUGGUGAAAAAGACCCAGGACACGCUGGGUAAAGUCAUAAAGAAGCCGCCUCUCACGGAGAAACUGCUCAGCAAGCCUCCGUUUCGAUACCUGCACGACAUCUUCAGUGAGGUCAUCAGGGCCACUGGUUUUAUGAAAGGCUUGUAUGGAGAGAAUGAAAUGAAGUCAGACAACGUUAAGGAUAAAGACUCCAAGAUAGCCUUCCUUCAGAAAGCCAUAGAUGUCGUGAUGCUGGUGAGUGGCGAGGCCCUGGCAGCAAAGCCAGCACGCAUUGUGGCUGGUCACGAACCUGAGAAAACCAAUGAGCUGCUGCAGGUUAUCGCCAAGUGCUGCCUCAACAAGAUGCCAAGUGAUGAUGCAGUGAAGCGAGUACUCGGUGGAGAGAAGGUGGACUUGAAGACUAAAGCCAGCACCUCUAGGUCCCAGGACAAGGAGAAUAGGGAAGAACGUGAACGUCACCUAGAUAGAGAGGAAAAGAAAAAGAUUUCAAAGCACAAGGGUAGCGGGGAACAUAAGGACCCAGACCAGCCCAAAGAGCAGGAGAGUCAACAAAGAGAUGGAGAAAAGGAGCACCACACAGACAGGGACCGCAAACAUCACCGCAGCGAACAGGAACACGGCAAAGAACGUGACAAAGACAAGAGCCGAGACCGGGAGCGAGACAAGGACAGGGACAAAGGACGAGUUAAAGACAGGGACAAGGCGAAGGACAGAGAGAGGGAUCAAGAAAAGGAAAAGGAGAGGGGGAAAGAGCGAGAAAAGACAAAGGAGAGGGAUUCCCAUAGAGAUUUGGAAAGAGACAAGGAAAAACGAAGAGACAAAGAGCGGGAGAAAGAGAGGGAACGACACAAAGAGAAGGAAGAGAACAACAAAAGUGUGAAUGGCGAUAACAAGGCUAGAGAAUCAGAGGAAACAACGAGCCCAGAAGAGCCCAGCAAAACAGCCAAACCCGUACCAGCUCCUGCAGAAGUUGAAAACCAGUCCAACAGUCCAACAAGAAUACCCCGGCCUUCAUCUGCUAAAGGGCAGAGGCGGAGACCUAAAAUUGGAGAUCAAGAUGAAUCUGACAGUGAGGGAGACGGAGAUGCUCAGUUAACCCAGAGACCUGUUCCUCAGGAAAAUGGAGAUGCUGCAGGCUCCUCUGUGCCAUCUGACACAGCUUCCAGACGAAUAGCACGGCCCAGCAGUGCUCGCCCAGCACCUCCUCGAGUCAGGAGACAGGAAAGUCACCCUGAUGUGACCUCAGCUGAGAGACUGUCCAGUGCCAAGCCUUCAGCACCUGUCAUCAUGGAUGGGAAGAAGCUCUCUGAGGAUGAGGAGGAUGAAGAUGAACAAUUUGUCGUUGAGGAGGUGGUCCCUCCACCCUUAAACGCUACUGAGAUGGAGGUGGAUCCUACGCAGGAACUAGACAGUGAAGAGAAACACGGUGGUCUUGUGAAAAAGAUAAUCGAGACCAAGAAAGACUAUGAAUUGUCACCAUCCUCCCCCAAAUCUAAAGAGCAGAACUGGGUGUUUGAAGCAGCACGGAAGAAAGAGCGGGACGUGGUGACGAAGGAGAUAGAGCGGCUGCGCUCAUCCAUCCAGACGGUGUGCCGUAGCUCCCUGCCUUUGGGUAAGAUCAUGGACUACAUCCAGGAGGACAUGGACGCCAUGCAGGCUGAACUGAAUACUUGGCGACAGGAGAACAAGGAGCAUGCACAGGCCUUGGUGCAGGAGCAGAAAGUGACAGACCGUGCCGUGGAGCCUCUUAAAGCAGACCUAGCUGAGCUGGAGCAGCUUAUCAAGGACCAGCAGGACAAGAUUUGUGCUGUAAAGUCCAACAUACUGAAGAAUGAAGAGAAGAUCCAAAAGAUGGUGACAGGAAUGAAUGCCUCUUCCAGAACCUGAACGUCACUAACUUCUAUAAAUGCACUGACAACUUGUAUAGGUACGAACAGUUUACCCUUCAGAAUCAUGGCGAGAACAUUUUUCUUGAAGGUUAAUGUGGGAUGGGACCAAACACUGCACUUUUAUGUUUUUGUUGAUGAUGGACCCAAACACAUUCCAACACAACCAGGGUGGGAAAGAAACGUACUUACUGUUGGUAAAUAAAAACACCGUGCGUUGGUUUAGAGGUCUGACUCUAUUCUAACAUAUGAUUAAAUGGAAAAGGUGGGUGGUAAAGUCGGAGGUUUACCAGCUGCUUAUCAUAGAAUAAAUAAAUGAUCUUCCUGCUCCAAACCCUAACUUUUCCCCCUGUUCUGAAAUGGUGCCUUUCUGGAAUGAGCCAGUUAGCUUAUGACAGUUAGAAUAGAUAGUUGUUUUUAAUGCUUGAUUUUACCACACUUUCAAAUAACAUUAGAUUUAAAGUGUAUUUCCUUCUUAUUCUUUCAUUGCUGAGUAAAAAUAUGGAACACCUCACACUAUUCAUCUGGUUGAAAACAGGAGGAAAAUGAAUUUUCUCUUUCUUUCAUAUAGAUUCAUAUUUUUAUGUGGAGGGUUCUAUGUGUCUUAGUUGACUGAUGUGGUUGUAACAUGACUGUGGUACCGUCCUUGUUUUGAAUUUGUGCAGCGGUUUUUUUUCUAUCUCCCAUUGUUUACCACAACCUCUCAAACUCUUCAUGUUGUAGAAAACAAUACUGAUGGUUCACUUGUUAUUUCAUUCACUCUUCCACUUGUUAAGCACCAUGGCACUUUGAUGAUGAGUGGGAUCAGAAGAGGAACCUUUGAGGAAUUUUUUAGAAAAAUCCUUUUGGCAGCACAGCCAAAUUAAAUUAAAUUAGUUCCUCUCACACUUAUAAAGAUCUUAUAACUCACAACACAGCCAAGACAAGACAUAGGACAUUAAAAGUAAAGAUCUAUCUUUGCAGUGAUAGCCACCAUGAUGGAUGGCCCUCGGCUUGAUUUGUACCAUAGAAUUUGCCAAACUCAUCCAUUUUUGGGAUGAACACAAUGUUUGGUUAUAUGGCAAAUUUUUGUGUGAACUCUGGAACUCUUAUGAAUAAAAAAAAUCAUAUUUUACCUUCUCUUUCUUUAAGAGAUGUACUUUACACAUACGUGUCUAAUAUAAAAAUAUAUAUGAAGCAAUACUCGGCUGAUAACAGCAGUGAGAGAUUGGAGUGUAGAGAUGUCAGACUGAAAGUAACCACUGUCCCAGUUUUCCUCAAAUACCCAACUUGACAAUAGUCAUAUUUCCAUGUGUGAAUGAAAUAUAGAUGUUUCCAUACAUUGUGGCCUAUCUCACCCUGAAUGAAAAUGCAGUUUAUAGUUAAAAUGCAAAUUUUACAUUGUUGAUACUUCCUUAUAUGCUGUUGCUACCUCUGUUAGUUCUGCUACAGAAUUGCCUCCCAGAGAAAAAACUUGUCGAGAUGCUCUGAUGAAUGUAAUUAUGUCCCUCCCCAUAAUGACCAGCAAUAGCUACAUGUUUUUUUUUCUUUAGCUAUGAAGUGAUGAUCUGAGAGCUCUCAGAGAGUGGGGAUUCAAUUUUCACUGUCCCACCAUUUAAACAUACAACACAUCUGUGCUAAGAACAUGAAGUGUUCUGUGAUGUUUCUGAUCUCAUAGUUUAUUAUAUAGUUUAAGGUAAAAAAAAAAAAAAA